Messenger RNA from Meriones unguiculatus (Mongolian gerbil), 2595 nucleotides. Its product is annotated as vomeronasal type-2 receptor 116-like. The record is from RefSeq and is a predicted model, not a curated record. Gene Ontology annotation, biological process: G protein-coupled receptor signaling pathway. Gene Ontology annotation, molecular function: G protein-coupled receptor activity. Gene Ontology annotation, cellular component: membrane. Lineage: Eukaryota; Metazoa; Chordata; Mammalia; Rodentia; Muridae.
AUGUUCUGGAUUUUUAUCAUCGGGCUCCUGUAUAUACCAAGUUUUUUGUGUGACUUUACUGAUAAUGACUGCUAUGUAACAGUCAAGGAAGAUUUUCACCAAGAAGGAGAUGUGACAGUUUGUAUAUUUUUUCCUCUUCAUAUUUAUUACAGAACCAAAACUAUUCUAAAGGAAAUAUCUUUCCAUGAUUUUCACAUACAGUAUCAGCUUAAGAACUACCAGUUCAUUCUGGCCUUGGUAUUUGCCAUUGAAGAGAUCAACAGAAAACCUAAUCUUCUACCAAACACAACUCUGGGCUUUGAUCUCUAUAAUGUUGCACAUUAUGAAAGAAAUAUCCUUCUUGCUCCCUUUGUUUGGCUCACAAAUUUGAGGCAACCUCUAGCUAAUUACAACUGUGGGUUGAAGAGAAUGUCACCUGCUGCACUCAUAGGAACAUCAUGGACAAUAUCUUCCCAACUUGGGAAACUGCUAAACCUUUAUAGAAUACCUCAGCUCACAUUUGGGCCUUUUGAUUCUACCUUAUAUGACUGAAGUCAGUUUAAUUCUCUAUAUCAGAUAGCCCCCAAGGACACAUUUCUGUCACUUGCCAUAGUUUCUUUGAUGGCUUCAUUCAGCUGGUCCUGGGUUGGUCUGAUCCUCCCAGAUGAGCACAGAGAGAAUCAGAUUCUGUCAGACUUGAGAGAAGAUAUGGAGAGUAAUAGCAUCUGCAUAGCCUAUUUGAAAAUGCUCCCUGGUUCCUGGAAUUCAUAUUCCAGUACAUUAUGAAAGGAUCUGGUAAAGAUUCAUGAAUCAUCAGCUAGUGUGAUAGUUAUUUAUGGGGACAUUGUUUCUUUGCAAAGUUUAAUGCGACAUAUUGAGCAACUUUUAGUGACAUGGAAAGUCUGGAUAUUGAACUCUCAAUGGAAUGUUGAUAACAUUGCUGAUUAUUUCAUGGUAGAGUCAUUUCAUGGAAUCCUCACUUUUUCACACCACCAUGAAGUGAUGGUUGCAAAUUUUAUUCCUACAGUUACUCCCUACAAAUACCCAGAAGACACUUACCUUCCUAAGUUUUGGUUUUUGUUCUUCAAGUGCUCAUUUUCUGAGUCUGAUUGUCAACUUUUGGAAAACUGCCAACCCAAUGCUUCUUUGGAGUUACUGUCCAGACACCUUUUUGACCCAUCCAUGAGUGAAGAGAGCUACAAUAUAUACAAUGCUUUGUAUGCUAUGGCCUUCAGCCUCCAUGAGAUGAACCUCCAACAAAUACAGAAACAGCCAUAUGCUAAUGGAGAAAGAAAGGAAUUCUUCCCCUGGCAGUUCCUUCCUUUCCUAAAUAACUUCCUCCUGAAAAAUCAUGUGAGAGAUCACAUAGUAAUGAAUGGCCAAAACUACUUAGAUAUAAAGUAUGAUAUUCUCAAUUUUUGGAAUUUUCCAAAGGGUCUUGGAUUAAAGGUGAAAGUAGGAACCUUUUCUUCAGAUGCUCCCCUUGGUCAACAGUUGUCUUUAUCUGAGCAGAUGAUUCAAUGGCCUACAAUAUUUGCAAAGAUUCCUCAGUCUGUGUGCAGUGAGAGCUGUAGGCCUGGAUUCGGGAAGUCUGCACAGGAAGGCAAGGCUGUCUGCUGCUUUGAUUGCACUGCUUGUGCAGACAAUGAGAUUUCCAAUGAAACAGAUACGGUCCAAUGUGUGAUUUGCCCAGAAAGUCACUAUGCAAACUCAGAGAAGAACCACUGCCUCCAGAAAUCUGAGGGCUUUUUAUCCUAUGAAGACCCUUUGGGGAUGGCUCUCACCACCACAGCACUGUGCUUCUCUGCACUCACAGCAGUGGUUCUUAUUGUCUUUGUGAAUCACAAAGACACACCCAUUGUCAAGGGCAAUAAUAAGGCUCUCAGCUAUACCCUGCUAUUGACACCCAUCAUCUGCUUCCUCAGUUCCUUGCUCUUCAUUGGUCAGCCCAACACAGCCACCUGCAUCUUGCAGCAGACAGAAUUUGGAAUUUUGUUCACUGUGGCUCUCUCCACAGUGUUGGCCAAAGUUAUCACAGUGGUUAUUGCAUUCAAGGUCACUGUUGCAGCUAGAUUGGUGAGGUGGUUAAUGGUAUCAAGGGCACCUAACUUCAUCAUUCCCAUCUGCACACUGAUCCAACAUGUUCUCUGUGGAAUCUGGGUGUUUACCUUUCCACCCUUCAUUGAUCAUGAUGCUCAUGCUGAACGUGGCCACAUCAUCAUUGUGUGCAACAAAGGAUCAGCAGUUUCCUUCCACUGUGUCCUGGGAUACCUCUGCUCCUUGGCACUUGGGAGCUACACCAUGGCCUUCUUGUCCAGAAAUUUGCCUGACACAGUCAAUGAAGCCAAGUUCCUGCUAUUCAAUAGCUUUGGCUCCUGGCAAUUCAGCAUGGAUGAGUUCUUCUGUGUGUGGGUCACCUUCCUCCCUGUCUACCACAGCACAAAGGGGAAGGUCAUGGUGGCUAAGGAAGUCUUCUCUAUCUUGGCUUCCAGUGCAUUUCUGCUUGGUUUCAUCUUUGCCCCCAAGUGCUACAUCAUUUUGUUAAGACCAGAUAAGAACUCCUGUCUUGACAUCAGGCACAAAACUCAUUCAAGAAGGAAGUCAGUUAAAUUUUAG